This is a messenger RNA of Rhinichthys klamathensis goyatoka, 1548 nucleotides long. RefSeq names its product four and a half LIM domains 1a (gene fhl1a). Lineage: Eukaryota; Metazoa; Chordata; Actinopteri; Cypriniformes; Leuciscidae. Gene Ontology annotation, biological process: muscle organ development. The coding region runs from base 128 to 1021 and encodes 297 amino acids. The transcript is spliced from 6 exons. Gene Ontology annotation, molecular function: transmembrane transporter binding. The record is from RefSeq and is a predicted model, not a curated record.
UGGGGUCGUAUAUAUGGCAAAUACCUAAAAGAGAAGAGUGGAGUUCCCCUGUAACUCUUUGGCUGUUUGGGUCUCUCCAUCCAUCCUUCCAUUUCCUCAAGGCUUUCCUGAAUAUCCCAAAGCAGACAUGACUUUCCACAGGCACUCAGGCCCUCGCAGCUAUCUGAGCUCCACAAUGACUGAGCGUUUUGACUGCUACUACUGCAGAGACAACCUGCAGGGAAAGAAGUACGCCAACAAAGAUGACAAGAACGUGUGUGUGCGCUGCUUCGACAAGCUCUGCGCCAACACUUGCGCUGAGUGUCGCAAACCUAUAGGCGCUGAUGCAAAGGAGCUGAACCAUAAGAACCGCCACUGGCACGAGGGCUGCUUCCGCUGUGCCAAGUGCUACAAGCCGCUGGCAAACGAGCCCUUUGCUGCCAAGGACGAUGGCAAGAUCAUGUGUGGGAAGUGUGGCGACCGUGAUGGAUCGCCUCGCUGCCAGGGCUGCUACAAAGUGAUUGCGUCGGGAUCUAAGAAUGUGGAGUACAAGCAUAAAGUCUGGCAUGAAGAGUGUUUCACCUGCUAUGAGUGCAAGCAGCCCAUCAGCAGCCAGAGCUUCCUGACCAAGGGUGAUGAUAUGUACUGCACUUCCUGCCAUGAGAAGAAGUUCGCCAAGCACUGUGUCCGGUGCAAAGAGGCCAUUACCAGUGGUGGGAUCACCUAUCAGGACCAGCCUUGGCACUCGGAGUGCUUUGUGUGUCACACGUGCAAGAAGCCACUGGCUGGAGCUCGUUUCACGCCCCAUGAAGAUCAGUUCUACUGUGUGGACUGCUAUAAGACUGAUGUGGCCAAAAAGUGCUCUGGAUGCCAGAAUCCUAUUACAGGGUUUGGCAGAGGGACCAAUGUGGUGAACUACGAGAACAAAUCCUGGCAUGAAUAUUGCUUUAACUGCAAGAAAUGCUCACUCUCCAUGGCCCACAAGCGUUUUGUCAUCAACGGAGAGGACAUCUACUGCUCUGACUGUGCCAAAAAGCUGUGAGGGCUGAUAGGAUGUGAUGAGGCUGAUUAACAAAAGCAAUUAGUAUUGAUGAAAUAGAUGUCAAACUAGCAAAGCUUUGAGUGCUCAACUAAAGAGAAACCAGUGAUGGUGUUUGUGCUGUUAAAUCACUGGAAGUUUGAUAUCAUUUUUAUAAAGCUCUUGGAACAAAUAGUGAGUGCUAUGUGAAGGGCUUUUAUUAUGCAAAAUAUGUAACUGCAAUCAUAAAUGUAAUCGCUGGAUAUGCAAACCUAACAAUGCAUUUUAAUAAGUUUCAGUUAUUGCAAAGCUAUGGUAAAACAGUGCGAUGUCACAAUAGGAAUACAACAUACGUACAUUGCUGUAAGAUUUAAUGUGUUGAAAUAAUUCAGUAAAUUCAUUUUGCUUUGUGGAAAAAAUGUUUUAUUAACAACUGUAAGGAUGAAAAAAAAUCUAACAAAAAAAACAAAAACAAAAAACUGUAAUGAACAUUACAUUUGAGAUGUAUUGAGCAUGAAACAAUAAAUGACUCCAAAGAACAUUUUAUUUUA